Scomber japonicus (chub mackerel) is the source of this 2772-nucleotide messenger RNA. RefSeq names its product solute carrier family 4 member 11-like. The transcript has 19 exons. Bases 40 to 2484 code for a protein of 814 amino acids. Gene Ontology annotation, cellular component: basolateral plasma membrane; plasma membrane. Lineage: Eukaryota; Metazoa; Chordata; Actinopteri; Scombriformes; Scombridae. Gene Ontology annotation, molecular function: solute:inorganic anion antiporter activity. The record is from RefSeq and is a predicted model, not a curated record. Gene Ontology annotation, biological process: monoatomic ion homeostasis; monoatomic anion transport; transmembrane transport.
UCAGCCGGGAGGUCCAAGAAUGGAUAUGUUUUCCAAGAGAUGGAGCUGCAGGAUGGGGAACAGGAGGAUUAUGGGCAGGAUUCACCUGUCACUCACAAGGAUCACAACUAUGACAACCAAAUCCAGAUCAGUGCGUCAGAUCCUGAAGGCCCUGGGUUUGGGCUUUUAAACACAACAAGAAAAUAUGUGAAGCCAAUGAACUUCCAGGAUGAAGUUCGUGCCCACAGAGACCUGGACAGCUUCCUGGCCGAGGCAAGCAUCCUCUUGGAUGAGAAAGCUGCUACUCUGGAUGAGGUCCUGAGACGAAUGUUAACCCACGUGGCGGAGGACGGACACGGGGGCUAUGAUGUGGACGUGGUCAUGAACUCGCUGUUCACAGACGCAGGAGGGAAGGAGUGUAACGUUCACCUUCUGUCAGAGACCAUUCAGGGUGUGACUGCUACUUCCACUGGCAUUCGUUACCAACAGUCCUGGCUUUGUAUUCUCUCUAAUGUGAGGACACUACAGAGACGUCACAUCUGUAUUGCCCGUCUGGAGAGGCCGCAGAAUUGGGGAGUCAACUGCUGUGAAGCUCGAUAUGUUGUCCUCAUCCUGGCUCCUCCUAGAACGAAAAGCACCAAGACGGCCAUCGAACUCGGCAGAACAUUUGCCACAAUGUUCUCCGACAUUUCCUUCAGACAGAAGCUUCUGGAGGCCAAGACGCAGGAGGAAUUCAAACAAGAGCUGGUCUACCAGCGACAACAGCUAUCCAUAAUCACUGAGAAGCCAGAAGUAGAGGAGGUGGAGGACUCCGAUCCACGUAAAGGGAAACCACUUAAGUGCAAAGAUUUCUUCAAGGUCGGUUAUGGAGUUUACAAGGACCUCCGUCGGAGACUUCCUCUCUACCCAUCAGACUUCACAGAUGGUAUAACAGGGAAGGACCGCUGUCUGCUGAAGUAUACUACCACUGCCAUUUUCCUCUACAUCGCUAUUCUGCUGCCUGCUAUUGCCUUUGGCUCACUGAAUGAUGAAAGCACCAGGGGAGAGAUAGAUGUUCAGAAGACCAUUGUUGGACAGAGCAUUGGUGGAGUGAUCUAUUCUUUGUUUGCUGGCUCGCCACUUGUUAUACCACUGACCACUGCACCAUUGGCCAUUUUCAUAAGCGUGAUCAGGGGCAUCUGCGAUGACUAUGACCUUGACUUUGAUUCCUUCUAUGCCUGCAUCGGUUUAUGGAACAGUUUGUUCCUCAUCCUUGGAGGCCUAUUCAAUGUCAGCCUGCUGAUGAAACUGUUCAAACGCUCAACAGAAGAAGUCAUUGCAUUGUUCAUCUCCAUUGCAUUUGUUGGGGAUGCAGUGAAAGGCACCGUCAAAAUUUUUCAGCACUUCUACCACGGGCCCAUACUGGCUACCACAAACAGCACGCUGGUGCUCCAGGAGAUUACAGAGAUUCUCGAGAAGAUGAAGAACCAGACGCUUCAUAAUGAGACGGGACACACAGAAGGACAUGCAUCCGUCUUCCUGCCUGAGUCUCUGGUGUUGUGCACGAGAGAAAGGCCCAUCCUCUGCCUGCUGCUCAUGCUGGGGACUUUGUGGCUGGGUUAUGCCCUCUACCUCAUUAAGAGGAGCCCGUAUCUGAAUGGAAAAAUCAGAGAGGUGGUGUCAGACUGCGCUUUGCCUAUCUCUGUGGUGGUAUUCUCCUUCAUUGGCUCCUACCUUUUCCUUGAUAUACAGCUUCCUAUGUUCAGUGUGCACGAUGGCCCAAUCUUCAAGUAUCCUGCAUUUGACAAGCUGACAGGAAUGAACACACUAAGUGCUGUGGGGCUGGGUUUUCUCCUCGCAUUGCUCAUCUUCAUAGACCAGAAUAUCGUCAUUUCACUUACACAUGUACCAGAACACAAGCUGCUAAAAGGCACAGCAUUCCAUUGGGACUUAAUGCUGACUGGCUUCAUCAACAUCCUCAUGUCCUGUCUCGGGUUGCCAUGGAUGCACGCUGCCUUCCCACAUUCCUCCCUACACGCCCGUCAGCUGGCCAAGGUGGAACAGCAUGUAGAGAACGGACACCUCUACUCGACUAUCGUCAGUGUAAAGGAAACACGUCUGACUUCACUUGUGGCCAACAUCCUCAUCGGCUUGUCCGCAUUCAUGCUGCCCAUCCCUCUGCAGUGGAUCCCCAAGCCUGUCCUCUACGGCCUCUUCCUCUACAUCGCAGCCACUUCACUUGAUGGGAACCAGAUGGUGGACCGCAUGGCCCUGUUGCUAAAGGAACAGACGUCCUAUCCUCCCACGCACUACAUUCGCCGGGUGCCUCAGAGGAAGGUCCACUGCUUCACAGGGCUGCAGAUGAUCCAGCUCAUCAUCCUGUGCGCCUUUGGGAUGUAUCCUCUGCCCUACAUGAAGAUGGUGUUCCCCCUCCUGAUGAUCCUGCUUGUCCCUAUCAGGACCAGUCUGCUCCCUAAAGUAAUCGAUGCUAAGUAUCUGGACAUCAUGGACGCCCAGCACAUGUAGAACAACAGCCGCAACCUUAUGAGAAGAUUAAUUACCUCCAGUACAAGGGAAACGGACUCAGAAGGAUUGAUUGUUAAUGACUGAAUGAAGUGCAUUUGGACUGCAAGAUUUCAAUGCAAGCACUCUGCUGGUGGCAAAAGUGGUCGGAUGACCAUUUACACCCCUCAUUUGCUUUUUCAUUUACCGUCAGUGUAGCUGACUUUAAUAUGUAACAUUCCUACAUUGUAUUCAGCUAUAUUUUCUUCUGUUUUGCUUCUUUUCACAUAAACACACAGGUUUAGUUAGGUC